CCGCCCUCCCUUCCUUCCAUCUCUUUAGAAGUAAAUGGGGGAGAGAUUCAAACUAGGUAUUGCACAGCAGAGAAAGAAAGUGGGAUCCUGCCUUCCCCUCUCCGGUUGGUCUGUUCUAAGAAGCCAAGGAGGAUUCCAGGGGCGUAGGUGCAAGGAAACUCGCUCGCGAUGCCUGGCCGUUCCAUGGCCUCGUUCAGUGGUGUGGAUGCAUGUCUUUCGUCUCUGAAAAAUUGCCAGUCCUACAUAAGCACUGGAAUGGACAUUGCUACAAACGUUGCUCUUGACCUUGUGGAACAUCAAAAUGAUACAAAAGAGGUUAAUGAAAUGGAAAGAGUGAUGUUGGAAUAUGCUGCAGUGAGCAGAGAAGUGAACCAUUAUAUGCAAGCAGUGGAAGAUACCGUAAAUCAGAUAAAGCGAGACAAACCAGAGACAGUCCCAGAUUUAAAAAAUGUAGUUGAAGAGAAGUUUAAAGCCCUGGAAAGCACAAACAGUGACCUUGAUUUGCGAAGGAAUGAGAAAUUUGUCCUUUUUAAGGAGCAACUCAAGCAAAUGAAGACUCAGUUUGGUGCCAAGCUGGAUGCAGAAGAGAGCACGUCCCUUGAACAGGUCGAUGAAGAUAUUGCAGUGACACAAAGUCAGAUGAACUUUGUGUGCCCCAUCACACAGGUGGAAAUGAAGAAACCAGUCAAGAAUAAAAUCUGUGGUCACACUUAUGAAGAAGAUGCCAUCCUGGAACUUCUCCGGAACAAAGAACAGCGUAAGAAGAAAGCCUGUUGCCCCAAAAUUGGCUGCAACAACCUCGAGCUCAAGAGAUCAGACCUGGAGCCCGAUGAAGUCCUUAAAAGAGUAAUUGACAGUCAGAAUAAACAGAGCCGGUCAACACAGUAGAACUCAGCUGGCGGCUCCAGUGGUUGUUACGACAAAGAAAAUGUGGUGUUAGAAGAGGUUGCCUGAGAUAAGUCGCUGCUUGUCAUGUGGUUGUGUAACAGAUUGUUAUUUCAAGUAUUCCAAUUGCAGGCAAAGUUGAAGGCCUGACCUGUACCUGAAAGCAUUUUCGUUGCUCUUUGGAGAGUGCCAAGUGUAAAAUGCUGCCAUUCAACAUGGUUUGUUUGUUUUUAAAAAUUGUUCAUCCUCCAUUUUUACGUCUUGCAUUCUGUAAAUAAAGAAUGUGAAGGCU
This is a messenger RNA of Rhineura floridana, 1177 nucleotides long. It is a transcript of the gene NSMCE2, whose product is annotated as NSE2 (MMS21) homolog, SMC5-SMC6 complex SUMO ligase. The transcript is spliced from 7 exons. Gene Ontology annotation, cellular component: nucleus; Smc5-Smc6 complex. NCBI's taxonomy places the organism in Eukaryota, Metazoa, Chordata, Lepidosauria, Squamata, Rhineuridae. Gene Ontology annotation, biological process: protein ubiquitination; double-strand break repair via homologous recombination; protein sumoylation. The record is from RefSeq and is a predicted model, not a curated record. Bases 169 to 888 code for a protein of 239 amino acids. Gene Ontology annotation, molecular function: ubiquitin-protein transferase activity; SUMO ligase activity; zinc ion binding.